AUGACUUUACAUGCCAACAUUCACCUCCAGGCAUCGAAGAUGCUCACGAGUCACAACACCUUUUUUGCUCCACAAACUGGACUCUUUCAGUGUUUUAUGCUAUGGGACCCUGCAGAGCUUCGAGUCAAUCUCGAUGAAACACAGCCAUCGCUGCCUGCUCAAUUGAAGACCAAGAUUUUUGAGAUUGGCAAGAUUUUCAUCAAGCUUUUCCCAGACCAACUAUCACGCUCGCCUGCUGUCGAGGGAUUUGUGCAGAGUGUAUGGGAGCUCAUCAGGUCGAACAAGCUCCCUGGUGUCACAGAUGACUCUUCGGGUUACUAUAAGUCACUUUUCUCUUCGCGUGAUACCAUUGCCUCUCUCGUACAAGGUGUCAUUAUCCCUAAUAUUGGACUAUGUGACCAUGAGAUGCAGCAAUUUGAAGACGAGCCACUUGAGUUCAUUCAGCUCGACUUGGCUUUUGGAGGCAGGGAUGAUUUGGAAUGCUACAAUAUUCCUGAUGCUCAGCUAGAACAUCACAGAUUUGUCCAUUCCCGGGUUGGCGGAAAAAUGCCCAAGCGACCAUCUCUAAAGUACAUGGAGGCUGUUUUUCGGGAAGCCAUUCAUUGGCAUAUCAUUGCACCACCUGGUAUUCCUCAUGCAACAUCAAGUGACAACAUCUUUGAGGGCUAUUUCAUUCCAAAAGUGUCGGGUGUCACUCCAACUUCCAAUAACAUCAUCCCGUAUACUAUCAAUUUGCCUAAGGCGCAGAUAUCGGCGUCACUCUUAGCUGCAUUAUUGAAAAUGUCAUCUGGAAAGGUGCUGGACCACAUUAGGGGAGUCUCCCUCCCAAAGGUCAUCAAUUCUUCAACGUAUUCGCGCUACUUUAAGACACCGCAUGGAGUGACUAGUUUUAUAUGUGCUGGUGUUGGUUUUGUCGAUGAGCAUUACAAUAUGAUGGGCAAUAAUAGUUUUGUGAACAGCGAAAUGCGCUUCACGCACGAGGCAUCCGAGCUUGGCGCAUACGCCCUUCAUGUGCCUCUGUCACAACGCCUUCUCCCACUACUUGCAAGUCACGACAAAACAUCCUCAGGAUCCAACACUGCCAUCUCGGCCUCAAUCUCGGCGGCCUCUCUGCAGCUCUCCUUCUCUCCGCUUCCAUCUGUUUGGAUGCGCGCAAAGCAUUAUCAGCCCUCUCCUGCUCCCUCAGUUUUCGCGCGCGAUGAGCACUGCCAUAGCACUAACAUUGAGUUAGCAUUUGAUUGA
This is a messenger RNA of Suillus fuscotomentosus, 1242 nucleotides long. RefSeq lists its product as uncharacterized. Gene Ontology annotation, biological process: intracellular protein transport. The coding region runs from base 1 to 1242 and encodes 413 amino acids. The transcript has 9 exons. NCBI's taxonomy places the organism in Eukaryota, Fungi, Basidiomycota, Agaricomycetes, Boletales, Suillaceae. The record is from RefSeq and is a predicted model, not a curated record. Gene Ontology annotation, molecular function: iron ion binding; oxidoreductase activity, acting on paired donors, with incorporation or reduction of molecular oxygen; heme binding.